Molecule: messenger RNA, 1923 nt
Organism: Aspergillus fischeri NRRL 181
Lineage: Eukaryota; Fungi; Ascomycota; Eurotiomycetes; Eurotiales; Aspergillaceae
Gene: ptcF
Product: type 2C protein phosphatase ptcF
Exons: 3
Coding region: 1-1923 (640 amino acids)
Biological process (GO): protein dephosphorylation
Molecular function (GO): protein serine/threonine phosphatase activity
Source: RefSeq, a predicted model, not a curated record
AUGUUUCUGGAGAUCAACAGUCAGGACCAACAGCGAACAACACCAUUCCGCUUUUCCGUACCAGCCUCGCUGGAUCUACGGUUUCUCAAUUGCCUGAACGUUACCGCAAGUUCAAUGCGUCGCCUGGCCCUCCAAACUUUCCGUACUGCUCGUCGUGUACCAGUAUGGAAGGUCAGCGCUAGGAGACCGUCCACUGUGUCGUUCUCCCAUAAUCAGCCUCUAGGUCUCCGGCUCUCCUCCCGUGGACGACAUCCCUCCUUCAUUCCAGCAACCUUGCAGUCAUCGAUGCAUCUCCGAAACUUUUCUCUUGCGGUGAUAUCGACGGUUGUCGCAUCUGGCGCUUGGUACGCUUAUCAGGGUAGCAGCUCUCAGCAGAGCCCCGUGACGUCCCCAUCGCAAACACGGUCACUAGCUACAGACGCAUCUUCAGGAGCGCACGCUGAAGACUCCGCGGAAUCUACCAGACGUGCGAUCCUCGUGGACAAUGAUCAGUUCUACACGGCAACACUAUCUGGAGACCAGCCUCUUUACAAGCAGACAGACGAUUCCGACCGCCGAAUUCUAGAGAUGUUGACGCCUGAACAGGCGACACAGAAGUUGAGGAGAAAUGAGCAGUCCUUUAUGGUUAAUCGGGGCAAAGGUGUCGUGCGAUACGAUGUCGUCCAGGUUCCGAGCAACUCGCCAAUCGAGGAUGAUCAUGCGGAGAAGAUUGUCGAAGUGCCUUCCUCUGUAGCUGCGGCGAACGAUGGGGAGUCGACUAGUGAUUGGAUGUUUUGGGCUGUAUUUGAUGGUCAUUCGGGAUGGACAACCUCGGCCAAACUGCGCAAUGUACUGAUCUCAUACGUGGCCCGGGAGCUGAAUACGACCUACAAGGCUGCAGCUACCAAUCCUUCACUUAUUAGCCCGUCAUCCGAAGCUGUGGACGCGGCAAUCAAGCAAGCCUUUGUCCGCCUUGAUAACGAUAUCGUGCAUAGUAGUGUCGACAAGGUCCUCAAAUCCAACUCCCGCCGAGCCGCAGCUGAGCUGCUUGCGCCCGCCCUCUCCGGAUCCUGUGCUCUGCUUGCAUUCUAUGACUCGCAAUCCAAAGACCUCAAGGUCGCCUGUGCUGGUGACUCAAGAGCUGUUCUUGGCCGCCGUGGACCUACCGGAAAAUGGACGGCAACACCACUUUCUGAGGAUCAGACUGGUGGCACCCCUUCAGAGAUGAAGCGUCUGCGGGAGGAGCAUCCUGGCGAACCGAAUGUUGUGCGUAACGGACGAAUUCUGGGACAACUGGAGCCUAGCCGUUCCUUUGGAGAUGCAUUCUACAAGUGGAGCAAGGAGACCCAGGAGAAAAUCAAGAAGCAGUUUUUCGGAAGGACCCCUCAUCCCCUGUUAAAGACUCCUCCUUAUGUCACCGCCGAACCUGUCAUCACGACCACGAAGAUUGAGCCUAGUAAGGGUGACUUUGUCGUCAUGGCUACGGACGGCCUCUGGGAAAUGCUGAGCAAUGAAGAAGUCGUCGGCCUUGUGGGCCAAUGGGUUGACCAGCAGCGGGCUGGCAACAACGGAACCAAUAAGGCGUGGCUGCAGAGCUGGUUUGGCUUAGACGACAAGCAUCUGCCCGUAGAGGCACCCAAGGAGACGACCACGGAAGGCCAGCGCCGUCCGAUCCGUCAGCAACAGUACGACAUUUCGGGCGUUGCCAGUCGUUUUGUCGUAGAAGACAAGAACGCCGCAACUCAUCUCGUGCGCAACGCGAUGGGUGGCAAGGACAGGGACAUGGUUUGCGCUUUGCUCACACUCCCUAGUCCGUACUCCCGCAGAUACCGCGACGACAUUACCGUCGAGGUCAUCUUCUUCGGCGACGGCCCUGACAACCGGACCAUCACCGUCAACCAGGAAGCCAGCGCGUCGGAGGAAAAUCAGAAAGCCAAGCUAUGA